Nyctereutes procyonoides (raccoon dog) is the source of this 637-nucleotide messenger RNA. RefSeq names its product epididymal secretory protein E3-beta-like. Lineage: Eukaryota; Metazoa; Chordata; Mammalia; Carnivora; Canidae. The transcript has a single exon. Bases 17 to 454 code for a protein of 145 amino acids. The record is from RefSeq and is a predicted model, not a curated record.
GGCUCUGGCGGCGGAGAUGGCGUCCUGUCUACCGAUGCUCGGCCCUCUCUUGGCCCUGCUGUUUGUGCUCUGCGGGCUGCUGGUCCACGGCCAGAACCUGUCCUGGAGGGCGUUCAUGGAGCAGCACUACCUGAGCACAAGCUGGAAGUUCAGCGACUACAAAUGCAACGAUCUCAUGAGGGAAAGAGAAGCUCCAGAGGACAGGAACGGUCACAUCUUCAUCUAUACCUUGUGGCACAAAAUCGAGCAUAUUUGCCUCAGGAAGUGGAGAGAUCCUUACAGAAACGUAUAUAUAUGGGCCCAGCAUCCCUUCCUAAUACUCCGGUGCUACCGGGAGAAGAACAGAAAGGGCUACAGAGAGCACAGCAGCUACAGCUACCUGGAAUUCCACUGUGGCGGGAACGGGUAUGUUGAUGGCAUAGAGGACAUCCGGGUGGUACACAUCAAAAAAUAGGAAAAGAGCGAGUCCUCCCACACCCCCAGGGUGGAGGAGCAUGACCAGUGCUUCCCAAGUGGUGGCCCCUGCCUGCCUAUGUCAACAGCCCUCGCGCCCCGUUCCCUUACGUUGAUGUGCCAAUGUCUUCCAACUACUGAGUUGCACACCACGUGGCGUCUUCCGGUCGGAACUGCCUGCAUG